Molecule: messenger RNA, 1590 nt
Organism: Drosophila subobscura
Lineage: Eukaryota; Metazoa; Arthropoda; Insecta; Diptera; Drosophilidae
Exons: 1
Coding region: 1-1590 (529 amino acids)
Source: RefSeq, a predicted model, not a curated record
AUGAAGAAUCUCUCGCAAGUGGUGCAUGCCGAUGCAUUUGCCUUUGCACAGCACCCGGAGAACCGCAACGAGACGAGCGAUGCCUGGAACGGCGCUAACUAUCCCAGUGUCUUGCUCUUUGGCAUCGACAGCAUGUCCCGAAUGAACUUCCCUCGCACCAUGCCACUCACCUCAAGCUUCAUCCGUCAGCAGGGCUGGUAUGAGAUGGAGGGCUACAACAAGGUGGGCGACAACACUCUGCCCAAUCUGCUGGCCGUGCUGACGGGUCGCAGCCCAAGCGAGUGGUCCAAGAAAUGCAACUUGAAGAUUCCUGGCUGCUUUGACUUUGUCACCUAUUUGUGGGAUCACUUUCGCAGUGCCGGCUACCUGACUGCCUAUGCAGAGGAUCUCCCUACCAUAUCGACAUUCAACUAUUUAAAGUCAGGCUUUACAAAGAAGCCGGUGGACUUUUAUCUUCGUCCAUUUAUGGUGGUAAUCGAAAAUGUGCUCAAAACCACGGAAUGGUUUAGCCAAAAAUAUUGCCUGGGUCGCCGGACAGGCUUCAGCUACAUCCUUGAAUAUGCCAAGCAGCUGAUCGAACGCUUUGUGAAGGAGACACCGAAGCCACUGUUCGGUCUCUUCUGGACGAGCAGUUGCACACACGAUCAUCCCCGAGGGGGCAAGCUGCUGGAUGAGAGCUUCGCCCACUACAUGGAACAGUUCAGGGACUAUGGCUUAUUCGACAAGGCCAUUGUGGUGCUGUUCAGUGACCACGGAUCAAGAUAUGGCGAGCUGGCGCAACAUCCCUCAGGCUUCCUCGAGGAGCGGCUGCCCAUGCUGCACAUCUAUCUGCCACCCUGGUACCGUCGUCGCCAUCCACAAGUGGCACGCGCCCUGCAGCUCAACCGGAAUCGCCUUACCUCCAGCUAUGACCUGCAUCUGGGCAUCAGAUCGGUAUUAGAAACGAUUCGACCAGGACUUACAUUUGUUGGUUCGGCCAAGUGUUUUGGCUGCCGAUCAAUUUUUGAGGUUGUUCCCAAGAACAGAAACUGCGGCGAUGCCAACAUUCCCUAUCAUUGGUGCGCCUGCGAUACAUUUGUUCCCGUUUCAACCUCUGGCAUCACCAAGAAAUUGGCCGGAAUUGUAGUUUAUCGAAUGAACAAGUAUUUGGCUCAGCUGGGUCUGGAUACUGAUUGCCAACGGCUUUAUCUAGGUAAAGUGGUCAACGCCAAGCGACAGCUGCACUUCGAUGAGGUUGGAGUCGAAAUUGGGCCUCUUGACGGCAUGGAGACAUUUCAAUUGCAGUUCACCACAGCGCCAAAUAAUGGGGAAUUUCGAUCUGUUAUCCACAGUGACGACACUGGGACGUAUAUAGAUAUUGAUUUGGAGGGGCUCAGUCGACUCAACUCCUACCGCAACGAGUCCCAUUGUGUGGAAGACGCACUGGCCAAGAAAAUGUGUGUUUGCCGCAAACACAAUAGUCACGAUUUUCCAAUCGAUGGUAAAUAUACGAGAAAAAGGAAAGUGAAGUAUGCAUGGAUAGAGGAGAAAGAAGACGAAUAUGAUGACACGAAUAAUAAUGAAACCUUUGGUGUUGUUGGGAUUAAAUAA